Messenger RNA from Trichobilharzia szidati, 245 nucleotides. The record is from the annotation of a GenBank genome assembly. Lineage: Eukaryota; Metazoa; Platyhelminthes; Trematoda; Strigeidida; Schistosomatidae.
AUGAAUGCUAAAAAUAAUUUACAAGUUGGUGAUAUCCAUCAGCGUACAGUUGGUCCUAUCGAAUCAAAAGUGGUUUGUGGAAAUAAUCAAACAGAGACAUCUAUCAUGCCAUUCGAUUCCAAGCAAGUUUCAGUGGAUGAUAGUAGUAGUAGUGACACUAACAGUAAUGCAUCAACUCUACCAAUUCAUUUCAGUUAUAGGAUUUCAAGACGUUCAUGUGAAUGGCUAACUGAAAAAGCUCUUGA